Molecule: messenger RNA, 1686 nt
Organism: Camelina sativa (false flax)
Lineage: Eukaryota; Viridiplantae; Streptophyta; Magnoliopsida; Brassicales; Brassicaceae
Source: RefSeq, a predicted model, not a curated record
CUCUACUCUAGUCUCUGGAUAUGAGAAUUGCCGAACUCUAAUCGGAUCCGGGUCGGGUAUGUAAACCCGGUUUUUUUCGAAGCCUUCAUCGUCUCCGUUAAUUCGAAAAUUCCGACGAUGUUCCCAAGCUUCGUCCAGAGAGUUCGGAGCCCCAAAACCCAAAUCACAACUCUCAAUUCAAUCAAAGGUUUUGGCUUUAGCUCAUUAAUAAACCUUAAACCCCAAAUCCGAACAGGGGUGUUCUGGGACCUAGACAACAAACCACCAGCCUCUUUCCCUCCAUACGACGCCGCCGUAAAGCUCCGAACCGCCGCGUCGUCUUUCGGAUUCGUGAAACUUAUGGUGGCGUACGCGAAUCGUCACGCCUUCAGCUACGUUCCUUUAGUAGUUCGAGAAGAGAGGAGAGAUAGGAAACUGCUGAACGAGUUGGAGAACACAGGUAAGGUUAAACCGCCGGAGCCUUACUUCUGCGGUGUUUGUGACCGGAGGUUUUACACGAAUGCGAAUCUAAUCAAUCAUUUCAAGCAGAUUCACGAGACUGAGCAUCAGAAACGUAUGAGACAGAUUGAAUCAUCCAAAGGGCAUCAAAGAGUGAGGCUUUUGGCUAAGUAUUCGAUGAAGAUUGAAAAGUAUAAAAGAGCGGCGAGGAAGGUUUUGACUCCCAAAGAAGGUUACGGGUUAGCUGAUGAGCUGAAACGAGCUGGGUUUUGGGUGAAGAUGGUUAGUGAUAAGCCAGAAGCUGCUGAUGUGGCGUUGAAGGAACAUAUGGUUGAUGUGAUGGAUAAGAGAGAAGUGGAGUGUGUUGUUCUUGUGUCUGAUGAUUCUGGUUAUGCAGGGGUUUUGAGGGAAGCUAAGGAGAGGUGUUUGAGGACUGUUGUGAUUGGGGAUUUGAAUGAAGGUGCGUUGAAGAGAGUAGCUGAUGUUUCGUAUUCGUGGAAGGAAGUUGUGAUGGGGAAGGCUAAGAAGGAAGUUGAGAAGGUUGUUGGGAAGUGGAAGGAUAGAGAUGUGUUGAAGAAGUUGGAGUGGAGUUAUGAUCCUGCUUUGGAGAAAGAGAGAGGAGGUUCUUGUGGUGUUUGGGAUUACGAGUUUGAUUGGGAUGAUGAUGAGAUUGAGAAUGUAACAGAGGUGGAGAUUGGAGAUGGUGGUGAUUGGUGGAAGAUAGAUAAUGAAGAUGGUGUUGCAUCUUCUAGACCUUGUGGAUCACAUCACACCAUUGUCGGGAUUGAUUGCGCAGAGGCAGCUAACAACAACUUAGGCAGUUAACAUUCAUUGUUUCUUGUUCUCUGAGAUUGAUUUUGCUGCACUGAUUUGAUUUGUUCUUCCAAAACCAUCAUAGUUUGGUUUAGAGCUAUGUAAAAUUUGGUCAGAAUAAAGAAGAUAAAAGAUAUGUUUGGAUUCACAAGAAACAAGGUGACAAAAUAGAUCGAGUUUACUACAGAGUAUAUGCAUCAAAAUCCAAGCUAAUUUAUUCUUCAGCCAUGAUGGAAAAGACAAUUAAGUUUUCCCACAAUUGAAAACACCUAAGUGAUGAAGCUGUACAUUGUUCAAAAUCUACUAACAAAUAAAAUGAAGCAAAAUCUAGCAACACAGAAACAAUGCAGAUAUGUGAAAUAACCAAGUGUUUUUGUCCAUUAAGACUGAGAGAGCCAUCUUUCCCUUAGCGUGCUCGGUUCCAAAAAAAAGCUC